AUGUCAACACGUCGAAAGCAUUUGGGAUCAGCAGUGUUUGAUGGUCACUUGUAUGCAGUAGGAGGGCGAGAUGAUUCAUGCGAACUGAGUUCAGCUGAAAAAUACAAUCCUCUCACUAACGAAUGGACUGCGGUGGUUGCCAUGAACAACAGAAGAUCUGGUGUGGGAUUGGCUGUUGUUAAUGAGAGGUUAUAUGCUGUGGGCGGAUUUGAUGGCACUACCUACCUCAAAACCGCUGAAGUUUUUGAUCCUGAGGCAAAUCAGUGGAGGCAUCACGGUUGCAUGAACUAUCGGAGACUUGGAGGAGGUGUGGGUGUUAUUCGGAUGCCAUAUCAGUUCCAGCAGCAACAACCGGGAUUUGAUGGUGGAAAUUCAACACCCUUCCCGCGCCCCCACUUCCCUACGGACAUCGGAUAA
Molecule: messenger RNA, 417 nt
Organism: Cooperia oncophora
Lineage: Eukaryota; Metazoa; Nematoda; Chromadorea; Rhabditida; Trichostrongylidae
Source: the annotation of a GenBank genome assembly